AGCGUCAUUUGAUUCGCUGCUCUGUCACCGGCCACUCAGCUCUCUCAGUGCUCAAGUCGACACUAGAUUAUUGCAGUAUUUGCGGCCUUUGUCGUUGGUCAGCAGUUGUCGGCCGUGUUCGGUCGGAAGUUCAAAACAAAGCGCGCGUUAGGUCAGUAUCGAUCACAACACAUCGUGUAGGCGCUCGUGCUCGACGUUCUCUCGCGAUAUUUGCCCGCAACUCGCCGUUGGCGCCGGUUUUACUAUUGCGGUUGCACUGUUUACGCGCGCGACUAUACUUGUCUCAUUCGCGGUUUUGUUCGCCUAAAUUAAUAAAUAAAUAAUUUGAUAUCCUCUAAAAGAUAUUAAGUGCAUCGGAAACUACACUUUGCGGCCCUUCACGCAUUUUAUUAGCAAAAAGGCGAAAACUUAGACGAAAGAAUGGGGUGCUUCGUCAGUAAAGACAAACUUACCAAGGAAGACAUGGACUUUCUUAAGACUCACACGUCGUACGACGAGACCACAAUCAAAGAGUGGUACAAAGGAUUCAAGCAAGAUUGUCCCAACGGACGUUUGACGCCAGCGAAAUUUGUCGACAUGUACAAGAUGUUCUUCCCAUCCGGGAAUGCGGUCGAGUUUUGUGACCACGUCUUCCGCACAUUCGACAUGGACAAGAACGGAUACAUUGACUUCAAGGAGUUCUUGCAGGCAAUCCACGUUACUUCAAGCGGAACUCCAGAGGAGAAGCUUAAAUGGGCUUUCCGCAUGUACGAUGUGGACGGUAAUGGCGUAAUAGAUAUUCAGGAGAUGACUAAAAUAGUUCAGGCUAUCUAUGAUAUGCUUGGCGCGUGCUCAAGUAAUCGGCCCGCCGACUCUGCCGAGGAGAGGGCUAAGAACAUCUUCGCCAAGAUGGACGAGAACAACGAUGGGCAGCUGACUCAAGACGAGUUCCUCAAAGGUUGCCUUCAGGAUGAGGAGCUAUCUAAGAUGCUCGCGCCUUAAUCACCAGGCACCUUCUAUUCUCCUCAUAACGAUAACCCGACGGCGAACUUGUAAUCCUGGAACUCCGUCGCUUCUUAUAUAGAUUUUUAACUUCUUAUGUUAUUGGAGUAUUUGGGAAUGGUAUCUUAUUGGUGUAUCUUUUAGGUAUCUUAUUUAAUGUCAUCUUAUCAGCUCAGGCCACAAUGAAGUGGGUCUAGCCCACAAUCUAAUUUAGAAAGUAUAUACAGAUAAGAUUUUUUUGUUUCGCUUAUUUCGGGGUAACGAGACUCGCAAUUUUGCUUAUCAACUAUUUAACAGUUUAAUACCGCGUUCAAUACGAAAUAAUGUUUGAUUACGUCAUAGAGGACUUGGUAGCUCUAAAUAAUUUACGAUUUUUGUGUACCUACGUCAAUGCAAUUUGCACGCACACUAUCUUUAAAUACAAUAAUCUACAUAAAUGAAAUAUUCAGUCUUGAUGGUAAUCUGUAUUCAGUGCUAUAUUUCGAAACCGGUAACAAUUGUGCCGAUCAACCUUCGAAAUCCAACGUGUCUUUCUUUAGGCUUCCCAAUUCUUUUCUAAAAGAUGCAUUAAUGUAAUUUUGUCGCUGUCGGAUUGUCUUUUAAAUUUUGUCUCCGAACCAUUCAUAGCUUAAGUCUCUCGUAUCGGUGUACUUCAAAUACUUGUAGCGGAUCGGACUUUCUUUCAGCACAUUACUAGUUAUCUUAUAUUAUAACAAUACGUUUAUCUUUUUAUUUAUUUUGAUAAUAUCAUUCUAUAAAAGAAUAAGAUACGCGUCCUUUUUACUUUCACAUUUCCAGGAGCCUAGCACCAUUGAAUACAAAAAGGGGCGCUAUCAUUGAAUGGAGGUUCAACAAGGUUGAAAUGAAAGCCUUACAGUGUGCCCCUAAAAUGCUUACGAACACUUAUACGUGCGUAAUAAAAAUAAAACUAACGCGAUAACACACAAUUCUUAAGAAGGUCGCACGAUUUUGCUUCAAUAUAAUAUUUAAUCGAACUUAACUCUUCUUAAUUGUUAGAGACCUUGUUGGUUACCUUAACUUAUGACCACUUAGUAUUUGCUAGAUCAUACACUGACUCUGACAACAUCGAAUAAAUAAACAAACUAACAAAAAAAAAAUCGGUUGCUACAAUAUCACAUACUUCAAUUUACUAAUUACUAUUUCCGAUAUAAUUGUGUUGAACUCAUAAAUUUUGUAACCCGAUAUAACAACAAAACGGAUUGAAUUCGUAACGUAAAAAAUUCGCGCGGUAAUAAUCUGUACAUGGCAUAAUUUAAAACGGUAUUUUUUCGACAUUGCAUCGUUAUCUUAUUCUUUUAAAAUGAUGUUAAUGAAGAAACAUUCAUUUAAUAAAUAUUUUACUGUUAUUAUUAAUAAUAGUAGCUCCUAGAGAUUUAUGUCUUAGAAAUUAUUCUUAUCUGCAGCUUGAUAUAUAUUAAACGAUCGCUUUUAUUUCUUCACUUCCUACUGUGCCUUCUAGUCCCUUUUGUAAAUAUCUCACAUGGAUUUCAAAUCAUUAAUAUUUGUACUUCAUAUUCGAAGUAAGCAUUCGCCGAGCAAGAAUCUUGUAAUUCGUAAAAGUUUACACCUACUUUAAGUCUAAUUUUAAAAUACAUAAACUUAUUUACUUGGUUUGUAUACGGUGCAUAAAUAUAUGUGUAGUUCUGUUCGAUUUUAUAAUUUUGUGGAGAUCUUCGGGCAUUGAAAAGUAAUUCUGACGUAACUCAAUUGAAAACAUUUAAUUUUGUUUAAAAAUAUUACCAAUGUAAUGAACAUAUUUUAAUCAUUUUUGGAUGAUACGCAGUUUUAUGCACUGAGAGGCAAACAAUAACAAUAUUAUUGAUUUUAAAAUUACAUUCCACAUUUUCGAUACAAAUUAAACCUAGUUUUAAGUAAAGUCUGUUUACCAAAGUGUUAGUGUUAAUGUUUCAUUAUUAUUUUAUGUCUCACAGUCACAAAGCAACCAAUAUGUUGUGCUUGCUAUUGUUUUUCUAUCAGACCAAUUAAAAGAAAAAUUGAGUUCGAAAAACCAAUAAUGCCAUACAUAUAAAUAGUGCGAACAAUGUAUGAUGUAUUUCUGAAAUAUACAGCCGAUUAUUUGCAAUCAACAGCGACAGUUAUAUGUGAAAAUAAUAAUUAAUCCAACCCGACAUUAGAUGUACACGCUGUAAUUAUAGAGACUCCCGUAAAUCGUUUUUGCAUUGAACAUUUUCCAAUAAAAUGUUUCACAUGACUAUUUGCAGUUUGAAAUUACAUCCGAUUGCAUCGUUUAGUAGCGUUCCAGCUCUAUCAUUAGAUUCGUCAUUCACAUAAAUAUAUUGGAAUUAAUUCUAUCUCUAUAAAAUACAUUUCUACAUUUCAUUAAUCAACGUAAUUGCAUAUUGCCUUAUUCAUAUUUAAUUUAGAUAUUGCCUUGAAGUGUACUUUUAUGACGUGGAUAAAAUAUAUUUGCCUAAACUUUGCUGUCGCUGUUGCAAAAUGACAAUCGUGUCCUAAGUACAACCUUAAACAUUUUUAAGUUGAACAGUUUGUUAUAGCAAAGAUUUAUUUAUUGUUUUAAAUAUAUAUAUUUUUUAAUCAACGUUAUAUCAUGUUAUAGUUCAUAACAGAUGAUUGCAGAUGUUGGUAGCGAGGUCAGUGCCAAAGGCCACUAGCUCCUCGAUGAUAAAACUUGCCAAAUUAUUUUUUUAUUUAUCAGUUACUUAAUUAUUUCCAAGCCUGUAAAAUCGUUUGCUAAUUUUCAUUUUAAAAGUACCUACAACUAGUUGUGGUUUAUAUUAUUGGACAGCUCUAACGCCCGAAUGUUUAAAAUACAUAUGGCACUUCGCUAUUAUAUUGAUAUGUUAAACAUUCCUCUGUUUUUCGUUAAAUCCUCAUUAAGAAGUAAGAUAAGCACAAAUCAAAUUUACUUUAAAUUUUUUUAAGUGACAAUCUUUAAUUAUUAUUGUUAAUCAGAAUCACAAUUUUUUUAUACACCCAUUUUGUCAUAGUUUUUAUAAUAUGUAAGUUAUAUAAUAUUAUGUUAUAUUUUGUAUUGUGUAACGUAAGUGGUCGCAAACGCUGAAUUUAAAAAGUGCACAAAAAGGGAAUUAUACUCAUUUGAAACUGGUGACAGUUAAUAAAUUGAGAUAAUUUUCGCAGUACAAUUUGUGUUCUAUAUUCAUCUUAAUAAGAUAUAUUUUUAGUUAUGAACGAUUACAUUACUAAGUAGCAACAGAUAAAGGUAAACCUUACAUUUUCAUUCAAAGAAUGUACCCUAUCUUUGAUCAUAGCUGACAUGCCUCUACACGGAAUGUCGUCAUGUUUUUGUUCGUAAUGAUAUAGUGUAAACACUUUUUGUGUAGUCUUUGUAAUACUUUAAGACCAGCUAUUAUAUAUUUCUAUCAUAAGUUAAAAAUUAAACUUUUGUAAUCUUGAUAUUAUAAUGUGUAAUAAUUCACGUGUAACUUUGGAGUAUUUAAGCGUAUGUAUUUUCAUCAAAUUUCACCAAGCAUUUUUGUAUGUAACGUGCGUUAUUCAAAUUUACACUGUUUUGUUAUUUGUUACACUUGAUUCAAAUUAAUAGACCAGUGUUCUCCGGUCCUUCUGUCAAUUCUCUGCUUAAAAAUAUUUAUCUAACGAAAAAAUAAGUAGAAAUUAAAUGUCAAUUUACUGAUCUUGGUGGAAUUUGUAACGCCAGUUUACUAUCUUAAUUAUAUUUACAUCGUCGUAUAGUUGUAAAUCUAGCGAUUUUAUUGUAGUUGUAUUAACAUUGUAUUGACAAAACUAUGAGCACAAUCAUAUACUUCGUAGUAAAUUUAAGUCUCAAUUUUUUGUAUUGAUGACAUCUCUCGCUGUGUGCAAGUCUUACGUCUCAGUGUUAGACACUUGUAAUGAAUUGGUAAACCCUGCGUCCCCAAUCCCUCUCUCCAUCUUUCCCCGCAUUAACUGUGUGUGUAUUUUUCAAAGUACAUAUUUUUAACGAUACACGUUUUGCCUAUUCAUGUAUAAUAUACAUAUUACAAAACCACAAAA
Messenger RNA from Leptidea sinapis, 4995 nucleotides. RefSeq names its product neuronal calcium sensor 2. NCBI's taxonomy places the organism in Eukaryota, Metazoa, Arthropoda, Insecta, Lepidoptera, Pieridae. The transcript has 5 exons. Bases 421 to 981 code for a protein of 186 amino acids. Gene Ontology annotation, molecular function: calcium ion binding. The record is from RefSeq and is a predicted model, not a curated record.